Messenger RNA from Brassica oleracea var. oleracea, 1269 nucleotides. RefSeq lists its product as uncharacterized. NCBI's taxonomy places the organism in Eukaryota, Viridiplantae, Streptophyta, Magnoliopsida, Brassicales, Brassicaceae. The transcript is spliced from 3 exons. The coding region runs from base 1 to 1269 and encodes 422 amino acids. The record is from RefSeq and is a predicted model, not a curated record.
AUGGUCAAUACAACGAGUUUUGGGGGGGAGUUGAAGGUGCCGCUUGGGAUGGGACCAAAGUUAGAUGAACUGAAGGCAGCAUUAGCGUUCUGUCCGCUUUGGAGUUUUGAAAAGCGCAAGUGGUUGGGGCUGCUACUUCUUCAAGCCAUGGGAGUCUAUUGUUUGCAUCACAAUUCAAGGAUACCCUUUCAAAGUGCAAUAAGGGUAUUCCACGAUGAAGCCAUGAGGUCGUAUCCAUGGGGUCGGACUGCAUACGAAGUUCUAAUUGACUCUAUUAAAACGUUGGCUCCAGAUGGAGGUUCAUACACAAUAAGCGGCAUGAAGGACGCGUUAUUGAUUUGGGCUUAUGAAUCCGUCACAUGCUUCGGUGAGAGUUUUGGGAGAGUGAUCAAUAACGAAGACGUUCCGCUUUUGCGAUGGGGUGGAAAGCGUACACGUGCAAACUUUGAUAAAUUGUUGUCUGCCGAAAUCGAAAAGCAUGGCGAGGUGCGUGUGAGGAGAAUGAUUUUGAAGGACUCAAUUGAAGAGAUGUUUCCUAUUUGGCCGAGUGAAGAUGACGACCCACAACUCGUUAGGUUGAUAACAGACAUACAUUCAAGUAGAUUUGUGAAAGCGGAAAAGGGUUCUAGCGAGAAGGAAGGUAGCAAAGAGUUGGAGUUGGAGAACAAAGCGACUCUAACGACCAUUGUGAGUACUCUGGAUAUUAUUUCCAGAAAAUUUGAUCAGGUUGACUCACGGUUGGAAGCUUACGAGUUAGACCGGAACAGACCAUUGAUGGACCAAAAGACUAUUGAUGACAGGGUGAAUGCUUUACUGGAGGAGCGUCUGAAAGAUCUGAGGAUUGGGAAAAUUCCCGAAAACCAUGAUAACCCCUCUCCAAAAUUAUCAGAUAACUCUUUAUCGAUGGCAUCACCGGUGGUUCAAACGCAUCAGAAGUCGGUCAAUAGUCCAGCGUUAGUAGCUGCGACUCCUGGUAAGGAGUUUGGACCGAAAAAGAAUUUGGCCAAGGAGCUUGAAAAGGAAUCAGGGGUGAAAAGGACUUUGGAUGAGGAGUUUGGUAGUGUCGAUAAAGCUACUGAUAUGCGGCCUCUUGAUUUCAUAGUAGUUUCUCCUGCAAAGGCUACUAAGGAUGAUAAGGCUACUAAGGAUGAUAAGGCUGCUAAGGGGCGGAAAAAAGAUAACUGCUUCUUGGGAAAUUUUAACUCGAGACGUUUGACGUUCUGUACCUCUCUAUAUAUUGUCUCCUCUCUUACACCUUUCUCUCUCUAA